Molecule: messenger RNA, 1813 nt
Organism: Lotus japonicus
Lineage: Eukaryota; Viridiplantae; Streptophyta; Magnoliopsida; Fabales; Fabaceae
Product: lycopene beta cyclase, chloroplastic/chromoplastic
Exons: 2
Coding region: 175-1683 (502 amino acids)
Biological process (GO): carotenoid biosynthetic process
Molecular function (GO): oxidoreductase activity, acting on paired donors, with incorporation or reduction of molecular oxygen
Source: RefSeq, a predicted model, not a curated record
AAAAAAAUAUGACCCACUUGGGAUUUGUCGUAGACAACAUAGUGUCUGGUCACAAGAGCUUUACCAUCUCCACUUUCCAUAGCCCAUGUCUUAUGUCUUCGGCUUCUGCAUGUGAGUUUUGCAAUGCUUCGUUUUCUCUCUUUCCUCUGCUUCACGGAUACCCAUUAAUCCAUUAUGGAUACUUUGCUCAAAACACCUAACAAGCUUGGAUUUUUGCAUCCACUUCAUGGUUAUUCAGAGAAAUUGAACAAUUCAGGGUCCUCUAGGUUGGAGUUUAGGUUUGGUUCCAAGAAACCAGUGGUGAAGUGGGGUGGAUGUGGUGGUGGUUUGAGGGCUAGUAGCAGUGCCCUUCUAGAGCUUGUUCCAGAGGUCAAGAAGGAGAAUCUGGAUUUUGAACUUCCUUUGUAUGAUUCGAUGAAGGGAGCUGUUGUCGAUCUCGCGGUUGUGGGAGGAGGCCCUGCAGGGCUUGCAGUUGCUCAGCAGGUUUCUGAGGCAGGGCUUUCAGUUUGUGCAAUUGACCCAAACCCUAGGUUGAUUUGGCCCAAUAAUUAUGGUGUUUGGGUGGAUGAAUUUGAAGCCAUGGAUUUGCUUGAUUGCCUUGACACCACUUGGUCUGGUGCUGUUGUCUACAUUGAUGACAAAACAAAGAAGUAUCUAGAUAGACCUUAUGGUAGGGUUAAUAGGAAGCUGUUGAAGUCAAAGAUGCUGCAAAAAUGCAUUUCAAAUGGUGUCAAGUUUCACCAGGCUAAAGUCAUCAAGGUUAUUCAUGAGGAAUCGAAGUCCAUGUUGAUUUGCAAUGACGGCGUCACUAUUCAGGCUACUGUGGUUCUUGAUGCAACUGGCUUUUCAAGAUCUCUUGUUCAGUAUGAUAAGCCUUAUAAUCCAGGUUACCAAGUUGCCUAUGGGAUUUUAGCUGAGGUUGAGGAGCACCCGUUUGACGUGGAUAAAAUGCUUUUUAUGGACUGGAGAGACUCACAUCUGGACAAUAAUAUGGAGCUGAAGGAGAAGAAUAGCAGAAUACCCACUUUUUUAUAUGCAAUGCCCUUUUCAUCCACCAAGAUAUUUCUUGAAGAAACCUCUCUUGUUGCACGCCCUGGAUUGCGUAUGGAUGAUAUACAGGACAGAAUGGUUGCUAGGCUAAAACACUUGGGCAUUAAAGUGAAGAGCAUUGAAGAGGAUGAGCACUGUGUCAUUCCGAUGGGUGGCCCCUUACCGGUUCUCCCGCAAAGAGUUAUUGGAAUCGGUGGUACUGCCGGGAUGGUGCAUCCUUCAACUGGGUAUAUGGUAGCAAGGACCCUAGCUGCUGCUCCUAUUGUUGCUAAUGCUAUUGUUCAGUACCUUGGUUCUGAUAGAGGCAUCUCAGGAGAUGGAUUAUCUUCACUAGUGUGGAAAGAUUUAUGGCCCAUCGAAAGGAGGCGGCAGAGGGAGUUCUUCUGUUUCGGUAUGGACAUCUUACUCAAGCUUGAUUUACCCGGCACGAGGAGAUUUUUUGAUGCAUUUUUUGAUCUCGAACCUCAUUACUGGCAUGGAUUCCUAUCAUCAAGACUGUUUCUUCCAGAGCUGCUAGUUUUUGGUCUCUCUCUAUUUUCUUAUGCUUCUAAUACUUCUAGGAUAGAGAUUAUGGCGAAGGGAACUGUUCCUUUGGUAAAUAUGAUCAACAACUUGAUACAAGAUAAAGAAUAAGUUUUUUUUUCCUUCUAAUCUGCUCUGUAUGUUACUUGUGUUGUGAGCUUCCAGCUGUAGUGUUUUUUUUUUCCCCUACUGAUAUUAUAGAUUUUCAUUCAGUAUAUAUAUAUUGGUUUGAUUCCUAUUA